AAGAGGUUCCACCGGUAAUUUAACACAAAACAAGAACAGGAAGAGUAAGAACUAGAAAGAGAAGAAGAGCUUCUUCAUCAAUAUCAGUUUUGCUUCUCUAUUAUUGGUGGGGUUUGAGGGUUACACUACACACAGUACUUAUUGAAUGUAUCAUGGGAGAGUCAAGUGAUUCUGUCUCCAUUGACAUUGAUUUGAUACCUUUAGGAGGAAAGGAAUGCACUGUGAAAACUAGUAAAGGUUCUGUCUCUGUGCUUGUUUGUGGAGAUCAAGAUAAACCUGCUCUCAUAACUUACCCGGAUGUGGCUCUCAAUUAUGUGUCCUGUUUCCAGGGUCUGUUGUUCUGCCCAGAAGCAGCUUCUUUGCUGCUUCAUAACUUCUGCAUUUAUCACAUUGAUGCUCCGGGGCAUGAGUUGGGAGCUGAUGAGAUUUCUUUAGAUGAACCCUUGCUUUGUGUGGAUGACCUUGCAGACCAGGUUGCAGAAGUGCUUGAUUUUUUCGGGCUGAGGGAGGUUCUGUGCUUGGGUGUUACAGCUGGUGCUUACAUCCUGACACUAUUUGCCAUGAAAUACAAAGAGCGAGUGCUUGGAUUGAUUCUUGUUUCGCCUAUUUGUAAAGAACCUUCAUGGACUGAAUGGCUAUACAACAAGGUCUUGAUGAAUUUGUUGUACUUCUAUGGUAUGUGCGGUUUACUGAAAGAAUGCCUUCUGCAGCGUUACUUCAGUAAGGAACUUAGGUGCAGUGUCCAGGGAGCAGAAUCAGAGAUAAUACUAACUUGCCGAAGACUUCUGGAUGAAAGGCAAAGCUUGAAUGUUCUGCGUUUUCUUCAAGCAAUUAAUGUAAGGCACGAUCUCACUGAGGGUCUGAAGAACUUACAAUGUAAGACGCUUAUAUUUGCAGGGGAGAGUAGUCCAUUCCAUGCUGAAUCUGUCUACAUGAGUACAAAAAUCAACAGAAAAAUCUGUGCCUUUGUUGAGGUAAUAAGAAGUUCAGGCUUGUGGCUCACUUGUAACAGAAGAGCACCCAAACUCCAUGAUAGUACCGCUCCAGUGCUUCUUAACGGGUUUUGGCUUCCACAGACAAUCACACUUAGCUUCCUCGUCAAGCAAUGGCUCAAAUCCAGCAAGCCCCACAAGUCCUUCAUGCAUAGCACCAGAACUCCUCUCCCCAGAGAGUUUAGGAAUUAAGCUCAAGCCCAUCAGAACCCGUGUUCGUGUUGAAAUCUAACUUAGUCCAGCUCAAAGGUCUACGAUGGAUUCAGCUCUUUAGCAUUGCACAUACUAUAUAGCUCUUGUUGAAUGUACAACAUCACUAGUGUAAGAUAUAUUCUUUGAUUCUGUUUAUGUACUAAUUACCAUUUUUGUUAAACUGAUAUUUUUCUUGUUACUGUAAAACUAGUAGGAGGAGGGUUGCAUUUGACAAUAGGAUUAUUCUUUUACAAAUUUGAUUUUUUGAGGUAGAUUCCCUAUGCAAAGUACAUUGCGAUGUAGAACCUAUUCGUGCUUAUUGGUGAUUCAUUAUGAACCAAUUUUAUUGCUAA
Messenger RNA from Lotus japonicus, 1537 nucleotides. Its product is annotated as protein NDL2-like. The transcript has 11 exons. The coding region runs from base 153 to 1184 and encodes 343 amino acids. Lineage: Eukaryota; Viridiplantae; Streptophyta; Magnoliopsida; Fabales; Fabaceae. The record is from RefSeq and is a predicted model, not a curated record.